AUGGACAUCUCCUCGCUAAAUCUCACGUCUAGUCAAGCUUCUCAGGCUCCGCCGGUCAUAGGUGAUAUCGGUCGAAUUACCCAGCGGCAAUAUGGGAUAGCCGUUGGAAUAUUCUUCGCGUUAGCGUCACUGUCGUUUCUUGGCCGCAUCUUCAUCCGACUCUUCACCCGACGACGCCUCUAUUUGGACGAUGCAUUCCUUAGCUUUGCUUUUACCACCCUGCUGAUAGGAACGGUACUGGGCUUUCUCCGUGCAUACACCAUCUACUUUCAGAUGGCAGCAUUGGAAGGAAAUGUUGAUGCACUUCUCUUUCUCGCCUCACAUUUAGAAGAACAUGCGAAAGAUUAUGGCUUUAAUAUCGCCUUUAUAGUCCUUCUCUGGACCACAGUCUUUGCCGUCAAGUGGUGCUACCUGGCAUUCUUUCACCCCCUCCUGGUGGGGAUGUCACGCUGGUUUAUCCUUUAUUACCGUUGCACUGUCGGGCUAUCCUUUGUUUCGUGGAUCUUGAGCGCCUUCGUCGCACCGAUCGUUCCUUGCCCGUAUACAGGAAUGAGGGCAAUCUCAAAAUGCUUCCCCUCUUUACCUGUCCCGAACAGCACGGUCCUCGCAAUGGUCUGGCUUCCACCGAUCUUGGAUGCGCUCACUGACCUGAUGAUCAUUAGUAUUCCAAUGCGAUUGCUCUACAAAGUUCAGUUACGAACCUUGACGAAAUUAGGUCUUGGAUGCUUCUUGUGUCUCUCGAUCUUCAUGUGCACAUGCUCCAUCAUUCGCACCGCAGGCACGUGGUACCACGGACUUCUCGACUACCCAUGGCAGGUAUUCUGGCUUCAUUUGGAGGGGUGCAUUGGAGUCACCAUGGGAUCCAUCACCGUCUACCGGUCUACUUUGAUCGGAUCCAACGAGGUCUCAACUGCGUUCAAGAAAUACUUCAUCCGGAUCAAGGACGCGGUGUUCGGUUCGUCGAGUGGCAUAGCAGAGGGGUCACCAGCGGAGGAAAACAAAACCCAGACACGUCAGAUUAAACUACCCUCUAUUCCGCAAGCGACCAUUACAGGGUUGCGAACAUGGUUCGGUCUCUCUAGGAAGGACCCUGCCACUUCCAACGGUGACUCCGGACUCACCAGCUUUAACAGCGAUAUCGAUUACCAUACUUUGUUGAAAGCCCCCACGGCAGCGGCAAAUCACCGUCAAUGAGGCCUAGGAUCGGCUUUUGUUGUUUCUCUCAAUAAUCUGGGCAUGGAUGAACUCCGAUACAUUUUUUUAUGUAUCUGGAACUCAUGAUGAUGUUUGGAAGAUAAGUAAGAGGCAGUGGUGGUCGGAGACCACGCAUACAGAGUUGGCUAAAGAUCCAGAUGAUCACUGGCUAGGUGAAUGUCUCAGUAUAAUAUUAUCGGGAUCGGAGUUAAGACGCGACAUGUCAUAUAUGAUAUACGCGGCGAUAGCAUAUCUCCAGCACAGACAGAAGGAUCAGAAUGGAUGGACCGCGUCAAACACCCG
This is a messenger RNA of Aspergillus eucalypticola CBS 122712, 1497 nucleotides long. RefSeq lists its product as uncharacterized. The transcript has 4 exons. Lineage: Eukaryota; Fungi; Ascomycota; Eurotiomycetes; Eurotiales; Aspergillaceae. The coding region runs from base 1 to 1194 and encodes 397 amino acids. The record is from RefSeq and is a predicted model, not a curated record.